Molecule: messenger RNA, 4246 nt
Organism: Girardinichthys multiradiatus
Lineage: Eukaryota; Metazoa; Chordata; Actinopteri; Cyprinodontiformes; Goodeidae
Product: melanoregulin-like
Exons: 7
Coding region: 2852-3562 (236 amino acids)
Biological process (GO): melanosome transport
Cellular component (GO): melanosome
Source: RefSeq, a predicted model, not a curated record
GAAACCCAUUAUUUGUAAGGCUUGUUUUUGUCAUUUGACCUGCUUUACUCUAUAGUGGUGUGUCUGCAGAGGUUUGAUGAUGAUCAGGUUAAUGAAAAGCAACAACGGAGAACAUUUGAAGGUCUUGGAGUAUCUUGAGUUUGCAUGCAUGUGCACUUCUGGUUCCACAACGUUUUUCACAGUGUUGACGUCUGUAGUUAUUGCAGCACUUUGAUUUUUUUCUCCUUUCUUGCUGUUUGACAGGAGAAGCCUCAAAAUAUUAUCCUUCUGUGUUUUAUUUAUCUAAUUUUGGAACCAAGUGAUUUAUUAUUCUGUGGAGAACAAAAAAACACAUGCUUGUAGUUUUUUUAAACAAAAUCACUGGUGGUUGUUGGCACCAGUUUGUUCAACACCCUUUUUCCAACAGUUUAGCAUAUUUAUUUUUGCAGCAUUGAAAAAGAGGGAUCUUUGACCAUUCCUCUGCACCAUCUUAUGUUCUCUUGGUCCACCCACAGUUCCUCUAUAGGAUUUAGGCCUGGGGACAGAGGUGGCCAUGGAGAAGGUUGACUUUUGUACCUGGUGAACGAUUUCUGUAUUCAUUUGAAUUAGAUUAAGCUUAUGUUGGGAUCAUAAGAAUACUGAAAGACCCAGUGAUGACCAGUUUUCAAUUUUCCCGAGAUGUGUCAAAUAUUUUAUUUAAAAUAUUGGGUUAUACCAAAGAUAUCAUGAUGCCAUGCCCUCUAACCACAAUACCAGACCCACAGCACCACGUAUUGGCUUGACAGUGGGCAGGAUGUGCUUUCCCACUGAUUCAUUGCAGGAAUACAAGGUACUGUUGGGGAACAGCACAAAACCCACUUCCUCUUCUUGUUUAACGGGGGUUGGCUAACAACGUUGAGGUGCAUUACCACCACCAACUGGUAAGGAGUGUAACAGCUUCAUCAGGGGUUUUAGAUUCGUACUUGUAAAUUUGUGUUUCGUACUUGUGUUGUUGCAAAGCUUUAACGUUGUAACUUGUAUUCGUAACCUCUAAACUUAUAUUGUCACAGAUGAAACAUCUGAUGUCACAUGUAUGUAUAAGUUGACAACAAGGCACAAAUACAAAUCUUAAAUUUAUUCAUUUUUACUUAGUUAAAAAUGUAGACACCUACGCAUACUUUUUUUUGACAUUUAUCUUAUUCCAUACAUUGAGGUUGUUUAACACCAGAUAAACCGUGUUUUCUUGGCAUCACUCCCAAACAACUUGUUAGCAUGCAGGUGGCUACUAAUGGUUAUUAUGGAAACUUUGCCAUCCCUUUUCUCGACUGGUCAGCUUUGGAGAUAUUUCACUUACCCCACCCUCCUCCUUACUGUGCCUGAAGUUUACUUUUGGGUCAUUGUCCAGCUGUUAUUUUUUACAGAUCCAGGUGUUCUAAAUGUUUUAAUUAGUGCUCUGAUUGUAUAUAUUGGACACGUUUAGGUGAGUUGCUAUGUUGUCGGUUCAAUGUGGAUUUUGUUUUGUGUUUCAGAGAAAUUUAGGAAUUUAGUUUAAAAAGGACUUUCUCCGCAGCUACAUGGGGUGCACUCAUCAGCCUGGUUGGCUCAGAAUAAGAAGGUUCUUGUGUUGAAUCCUGAUCUGGGCCUUUCGGUGUGGAGGCGCCUAUCUUGGCUCUUCCCAGGUUCUUGCCUAUGCCCACCAUCCAUUAUCAUGCAAGCUAAGUAAAUUAGCCACUCUAUGUACCCCUAUGUUGUGAGUGUGUGCAUGCAUGGUUAUUUGUUCUGUGCUUAUUUGUGUUCCUCUGUCUUGUACUGGGAAUGAGCCCAGGGUGUACCCAUUUCCUGUCCAGUGAUGCAAAAAUAGGCGCCAGCAUCCAAAACCCUGCAGGGACAGACUGUGUGUAAAAAAUGGAUGGAUGGACUUUUCCUCAACUUGACUUUUAGUCCACCGUAUAAAUUAUGUGGCAGUUUGAAUAAAAGUCUCUUAUAAGUGCAAAAAAUAUAACCUUCAUUCUUGAUUGCAAAAUAAAGGUGUGAUUUUUGAUAGUUGUUCAAAUGAAAAUUGAUGCCCGUACUGCGAAAUCUGCAUUUAUUUUUAUUUUGAUAUUAUUUGUCUUUGAAAUAUAGAAACCUUAUUAAUUUUAGUACAAAUAUUGAAACCCUUCACAUUUGAAGGUCUUGGUCUUAUCGACACACAUUUUUCUGCACUGCAUCAUGACCGUGUUUACGCACUGAACAACGACACACUGUGACUGAGGCCUCGUUUAUUACAGCCUUACUUUGCAUUAAUGCCAUAACCUAACAACAGAAAGUCACGCUGGGUGCUAGGAAUCCACUCCACAUGCCAACACACACAAUGCUUUUCCAGAGCUCAGGGUGUCUUUUGUAAAAAUGAAGACGUCAAUCUAAACGUGCUGCCCUUUAAAGCUUAUAAAUUAUUUACACCCUAUGGAACAGCAUAUAAUCAAAUUAAAAAUUAAAUCCACACCAUUGUGGUAGAUACAGCAUGUACAAUUAGCCCUACUGCUGUAGAAAAGAUGUGUUGUCCUCGGGGCAAAACACAAUUCAUAGGAUAGGACACAAAGCUGCUCACAUGAUUGUGCUGUGACUGUCUUCUGAGGUUAUGGGUGUGUAAAUGUUAUCAAUGAGAGCAAAAGCCUGUUUAGUGCCCGUAUUAUCCUCUAUGUGAGGCUGAUAAGAAGCACCAGUUGUCGGGAUGUCAUCUCCCUGAGCUUUUCCAGCCAAACAUCAGACUCAGUGUGGAGCCAUGGCGAGAUUGUAGAAAAUGGGAGGCUGAAAAUUAGGUCAUCUCAGUACAAAAAAUCUCUCCAGAGCGUUCACAGGGGACACUGAGCUGCAGAAGUGCCACUAGAAGUUGCUUCAAGAACCAAAGAAGAUGGGUUCAGCUUUCAAGAGGUUCUGCAUGCAGUUCUGUUGCUGCUGCUGUGCUGAAGAUGAGGACGAUGAAGAGGAAAAGCAACCUCUUGUAACUCCAGACCCGCUGGAUUAUUUUACGCGUGAAGUCCAGAAGCGACGAGAUGAGGAGACCAACCUGUGGAGUGAACCUGGAGACCGCAGCCACUCAGAAAGAGAUGAUGACCGGACGCUUUACACCCUGCUUCAGGCCAGGAAUAUGACCCGCAUUGGAUCUACGGGCUAUCGUCGCCUGAGUGUGGACAUUGAAGCCAUGAGAGAUACACGCAGAGAAGUCAGAGACAAAUGGAAAACUGUCUUGGAAAACUUAGGUUUCAUGGCUGAGGCAGACUCACUGCUGACAGUAUCUGCUGGUGCCUCAGCUGACCGCAUGCGUAAUGCCCCGGCAGCACGCGCCAUGCUACACACGUUGCACACCGAGACCUCCAUCUUCAGCAGCAAGGAGCCGCCACCUGAACGAUAUCUGUUCAUCCUGGAUCGCCUCGUGUACCUCGACAUAGCUGAAGAUUUCUUGGCCAAGGCGAAACGGUUCUACCCUCCGACUGAUGACUCUGACGAGGAGAUGCCGGGCCUGGCCAUAAACCUGCCCCUGCUGCUGGCCAGGGUCGAGGCCAUGAAUGGGCGUGGCAAUGAUGACGAUGAAGAAGAGGAUGAGAGUGAAAAAGAUGAUUAAAAACUGAUCCAAUAAAAUCUGCUGGCUUGCAGUGAUGGCAGACAGAAGCCAGAGGGCAGUAGUCAUCAAUCUUGAAUGCCCUCAGGUGUCUGAAGCCUCAAAUUGAGCGUUUGCUGCUGCACGCUAAAUACUUUUUUCUCCCCAUUUCUGUUUUUCUCUCUUCCAAAUUAAGCGGGGAUUCUUACAGAUUUACAGUGAAAAGUUAAAUAUAAGUUUACUGUGAGAGUGUUUUUCUCCCUACCAAGGAGUCUAUUGUUCAUUUGCUGUGGACCUUCAGGGUAGCAAUGAUUUUUUCCAGCAGAACCCCUUUAUCUUUUGUCCUGUGAUUAUCAGCACUUCCAGUCAAUCACAUGAUUCUGCAAACACUGAAUAAAUAGCCUAGUUAUCUAAUGUCACAAUUCAUUUUUUUUUUUAUUAAUAUUGUUUAACAAUGAUUUCUUUUUAUCUGAUCAGCACUUGUUUGAAGCAUGCAUUUGGAUUCAGAUUAAUUUGGAAAUAGAAACUGAAAGAAGUAGUCAGUACUCUAUGUCGAACUGGUUCUGUGUGUGAGUGAGAUUGCUUUGAUGGGAUGUAUGCGGGGUGCUGUUUUCCUUCCAGCAAGCUAUGGAAAAUGUGAAAAAAAAAUCUAAGUAGAUGUGCAAGUCUGUGUGUUUGGUUAUGAUAAAAUAAAAGUCUCUGCCUAAA